GUCAACGUCAAAACCACUAAUCGCUAACCUUAAAAACAGCGUCAACAAAAAUUGUAGUUUUUUAGUUUUUUUCCUGCACUUUUUUAUAAAAAUAUUUCGCAUGUAAAUAAGGGUCAACGUAAAACUUAAUAAACAUGCCGGCUUAUCAUUCCAGUUUUUUGGAACCCUCCUCAGUUGUCGGGAACAUAGCAAUUCUACCAAUAAAGACUCGAUUCAAAGGGCCGGGUCCCAUACAAAGUAAUGAACAAGAACAGGAUAUUAUUGAUGAAUCACUCUUCUACUUCAAAGCCAAUGUUUUCUUUAGAACCUAUGAAAUUAAAUCAGAAGCUGAUAGAUUGUUGAUAUACAUUACCCUCUACAUAACAGAAUGUUUGAAGAAGCUACAAAAAUGUAGUACUAAAGUUCAAGCUCAGAACGAGAUGAGAAGCCUUGCCAUAUCUAGAUUUGACAUACCAGGUGAUCCAGGUUUUCCACUUAAUUCAGUUUACAGUAAACCAGCAAGUCAAAAUGAUGCUGAUGCAUUGAAGGCGUAUUUGACACAGCUCAGACAGGAAGUUGGAAUGAGAGUUUGUGAUAAGGUUUUCGGAGAUGAUAAAAAACCCAGCAAGUGGUGGUUGUGCUUUGCCAAAAAGAAGUUUAUGGAUAAGUCACUAUCUGGACCUGGCCAAUAAAUUCUUAGAACAUAUUAUGUGAAUAGUAAUUUAAUUUUUGAGUUAACUGCUUUUCAAAGACAAUUAUAUUUAUGUAAAUGAUUUUAUGCUUUUAGUUUUGCAGUUUUAUUUAAAGUUUAUUUAUUUUUAGUAUUUUUUCUUAGUUUUUCAAAUACCUUUGUUUAAUAAAUAAAUUUUCAGUAAACAUAAAAA
This is a messenger RNA of Diabrotica balteata, 863 nucleotides long. Lineage: Eukaryota; Metazoa; Arthropoda; Insecta; Coleoptera; Chrysomelidae. The record is from the annotation of a GenBank genome assembly.